CUGUAUCUUAUCCGAUGGAGGACUAGCUCGAAGACCAUCUUGGUAGAAGAAUGAUGUCAUAUCUGUUAAAAGGGCAGCGAUUUGUGGAUUAACCACGUUGAGAUCAAUACACUGGGAGACAAAGCUAGCGCUUGCUUCAUUCCAACAGUCGGGAGUGAAAACUGGUGCAUGGAGCCAGACUAUUUCCUUCUGGCCAUUUGGAUACAAGUAAUGUGUAUUGAAGGGAUCGAAACGGUGGCUUAAGAUUUCAUGAAUGUGUGACUUAAGUUAUAAUUGACACAGAUGAAGACCAGAAUGGGUAAUAUUUUAGAAGUACACUCUCUUCCAGACGAUGCAUUUAUAAAGAAGGUGGAGAAUGUGAAACUGUUAGACCGGUUUAAUGCUCGGAAUCCUGCUAUAGGCACUCUGUACCUGACCACAACACAUCUGAUCUUUGUUGACAAUGCCGGCAAGAAAGAAACAUGGAUUCUGCACAUGCACAUAGGAACAGUUGAGAAACUUCCUAUCACAACAGGUGGAUCUCCACUGCAGAUUCGCUGUAAAAACUUCAUGUCCAUCAUCUUCGUUAUUCCACGAGAGCGUGACUGUCAUGAUAUCUACACAUCGCUGCAAGAAUUAUCUCGGCCUGGUAACAUAGAAACACUGUAUGCAUUCAAUUUCACGAUGCCGGAUAACACCCUCAAGUCAUAUGGCUGGGAUUUCUUUGACAUCCAGACUGAAUAUCUUCGAAUGGGUGUGCCAAAUGAAAACUGGGUGCUUACUCAUCUCAACAAGGAUUAUGAGCUGUGUGACACAUAUCCUAGUCUCCUGUAUGUUCCUGCGAUUGCUUCAACUCCUGUCCUGGUGGGGAGCUCCAAGUUCAGGAGUCGGGGUCGACUGCCAACACUUUCCUAUCUUCACAGGGAGAAUCAGGCUGCCAUCAUGAGAUGUAGUCAACCCCUUGCUGGUUUCAGUGCUCGGUGUGUUGAAGAUGAGCAGAUGCUCCAAUCUCUGUUGAAAGCCAAUCCCAAGUCAAACAUCAUGUAUGUGGUGGACACACGGCCAAAGAUCAAUGCCAUGGCAAACAAGGCUGCCGGGAAGGGCUACGAGAACGAGAAUAACUAUGCCAACAUUAAGUUCUAUUUCCUUGGCAUUGAAAACAUACAUGUGAUGAGAGCUAGUCUUCAGAAGCUGCUGGAUGUAACAGAGUUGAAAAAUCCUUCAGUUAAUUCGUUUUUGUCUGGACUUGAGAACUGUGGAUGGCUUCGACAUAUCAAGGCAGUUAUGGAGACAUCAUACUUUAUAGCUUUGGCUGUGAGGAAAGGUAUUAACGUGUUGAUCCACUGUUCUGACGGGUGGGAUCGCACCGCACAGACAGCCAGUUUGGCCAGUCUCAUGCUUGAUCCAUACUACAGAACCAUCCAGGGCUUUCAGGCCUUGAUAGAGAAGGAAUGGCUGUCAUUUGGCCACAAGUUCACUGACCGCUGCGGUUAUCUGGACUCUGUGGAGUCGAAGGAGACAUCCCCAGUGUUCACCCAGUUCAUCGAAUGUGUCUGGCAGAUGACACAGCAAUAUCCUUGUGCAUUCCAGUUCAAUGAGCGAUUCCUCCUAACCAUCCAUGACCACGCCUUCUCCUGUCAGUUCGGAACGUUCAUCGGAAAUUGUGAAAAAGACCGUUUGGAUCUUAGGUUACAAGAACGGACAUACUCCUUGUGGGGAUAUUUGCACAAACAUAUGACUGAAUAUAUCAACCCAAUUUUCAAAAAGGAAUACGAAAUCACUCAUCCAGUAUUAUUUCCCAAUGUCAGACCACAGUGCUUCAGGUUCUGGAAAGGAAUGUACAAUCGUUUUGAGAAUGGAAUUCACCCGCGGGAGAAUGUUUUGGAUAUUCUGAGUGCGGCUAAAGACCACAGCUCAUCACUUGAAGAUCAUGUCAGACUGCUCGAAAAGAGGAUUACACAAAUCUGCAAACUGCUUGGCAAAUCUGACGAAACAAUUCAGCGUAAAUUACAAGGCUUUCUCUCAAUGGAUUCCAUCGAUGGAUACCUGGCUUCUCAUAUUGACGACGCCUCGAUUUCAAACAAAAUGACAAGUGUUGACAGAAACUCUGACGACUCCGACCACAAAUUAAACCACAUUGAAUCGGGUCUCAAAUACAAUGACAUUGCACAAAACCAUGUUAAAAGUGAUUCCGAAUCGGGAUUCGAUGAGUCCAGCUCCCAGAUGUCGCGGUCGGGGAUUGAGGACGGUAAUUAUACGAUGGAAAACAGCAUGCUUACUCGCUCACCCAGCUCAGAGCAACUGACGCUUGAUCAGCUUGUUGCUGAAAUGAAAACCGUAGCCAUAGACUGGAGGCCAUUCCGCAAUGUGCAUAACUGUAGCUGUGCCACUCCUUUUGAUCACUAUAUGAAGAAGUUUCACUGUUGGAAGUGCGGUGAGGUGUUCUGUACGAGAUGCAUUGCUCGUAAUAUUCCACUACCUGGUCAUUACUCCCGUAAACCAGUUUCUGUCUGCAAACCAUGCUACCGUCAAGUUCGGCAUUCGCCCUCGAUGGAGUUUCCAACAAGUUGAUGAUGAGCCACAAGCAUAUAAAUCAAGUGUACAUAAACUCCAUCAGAUGAAUUUGUUUAGGAGUGAAGGGUUGUGUUUAAAUAUAAUUAUGUCACAAUGGUGUGCAAGAGUGUGGUAAGUGAAAGCCAAACAAAAAUUUAUAUAAUACCAGUAUUUCUUUGACAUUUCAUCCAAAAGAUUACUUGAAACACUUUGGUAUGAAGCUGAUAUUGUCUGGAUUGAUGAUGCACAUGAUGUGGAUUAUUAUGAUUAUUGUAUAUGUUGCUUAUACAUUUCUGAAACCUAUGUAUGUGGUAGUCAAAAACUUACACUAUACUGUGAAGAUUUUAUUAAACUCCCAGUGGUGUGAACUACCAGUAGUACUACUCAUAUUCAGUAGUUGUUGUAUCUAAUUACUGUGAAAUCCUUUAUUUUCAUGGGCUUAAAUUUUCAUGGUUUUGCUAAAAACAAACAACAAAAAUCACAAAAAACACACAGUUCGUUCAGUACAUAAAUUCAUGGAUCAAAAGAUUAUCAUAAAUAUGUAUUAUACCUAUACAUAAACACAUAUAUUUUAUUUUAGUUUUCUUAAGUUUAUUGACUGCUCUAGUCCACAAAUUACAUGAAAAUUAGACCAACACAAAUAUAAAAUUUGAACUGACUGGUAUAUAUGGUUAAUGCUGUCACAUUUUCAUGGGGUUUUUUUCUCUCUGGAUCAGUAUUUUCCAACCUUUUCUCAACAUGGGAAUGGUACAGACCUCCGUGGUAGAGCAUUUGCAAGAUAGAGGCAUGUUAGAUCAGUUGCUUGCUAUGGACUCGUCAGUUUUUGCCAUCACAAUUAGUGUCCCAUGACUCAUAAAUCAAAGGCUGUGAUAUGUGCUGACUUAUUUAUGGGAAAAUGUAUUGUCAAUAAUCCCUGGCUUUAUUAUCUUAUUGAUUGAUCAUAUUUUGUUUUAAUGUUAUUCUCUAACAUUUAAUUUGAAAAAUGUGUUCUGACUUUUUUAAUGAUUAUUUGUGUUCUUUGACCCAAUUUUGAUAAAGGUGGUUACAACUUACUUUUAUAUCUUUUGUGGUGCCCAUUUAUUAGAACUCAAAAAAAGAUAAAUCUGUAUUUCUAUCCCCACAAUUACUAGAAAAUUGAAAAUAAAUGUUUUUGUGUUUUAGUACAAACCAGUCAUAUCUGAUUAAGAUUAUAUAUUUUAUUUGCACACGUUUUAUUGUGCAUAUUUUUAUUUAUUUAUUUAAUUUUUUUUUCAAAAUUGCAGUCAUGAAUUAAGUGAUCAUAUUGUCUUUCAAGGCAUUAAACAGAUGUACAGCCUCAGUAAAUCAGUGGAUACAUACUACAAGGCUAGCGAGUGCUGCUAACCCUAAGUGUACACAACUACAUGUAAAGGUAUUACGAUUGCACUUACUUUAUACUCACACUACUGUAUCAAACACAGUUACAGCCAAUGUCCGAGGCUGAGCACAGGAUAAACAUGUCUGAACCUGGAUAUGUGAACUGUCUGUUAAUGGAGGACAGGGGCUAGUGUUUGGGGCUCGAAAUAGGAAAUACAAUAUGACCUGCUGUUGUUUUCAAAAUAGCAAGCCAGCAGAUAUGGCCUACUGGAAAUAAGACAGCAUGUGGUUUGGUAUAGUAUGUAAAAUAUUAAGACCUCUAAGAUGUAUUUUAGAGCAUAAUGGAAUUAAAUGAACAGAUGAGAUAAUCAUACUUAUGAAGGGGUGAGAUUUAGCUCAGUCUGUUGAGUACUUGCAUCGCAGGAUCGAACCACCUCGGUGGAUCCAUUCAACUGAUUGGGUUUUUUCUCAUUCCAACCAGUGCACCACAACUGGUCAA
Messenger RNA from Gigantopelta aegis, 4366 nucleotides. RefSeq names its product myotubularin-related protein 6-like. The record is from RefSeq and is a predicted model, not a curated record. The transcript is spliced from 14 exons. NCBI's taxonomy places the organism in Eukaryota, Metazoa, Mollusca, Gastropoda, Neomphalida, Peltospiridae. Gene Ontology annotation, molecular function: phosphatase activity; metal ion binding. Gene Ontology annotation, biological process: dephosphorylation. Bases 283 to 2550 code for a protein of 755 amino acids.